AUGGCCUUGCCCUCGCAGCUUGAUAUCCUAGUGAUUGGAGCCGGCUUUGGCGGCCUUUGUGCUCUGAAGCACCUAAGAGAUGAAGGCUACACAAUCAAAGUCAUUGAUACUGCUAGCGAUGUGGGUGGAACGUGGUACUGGAAUCGCUACCCCGGCGCUAUGAGUGACUCGAAGUCCGUCAUAUAUCGGUUUUCUUGGGACAAAGACGAUCUCCGGAACUACCCCUGGUCCGACCACUACCUCAAGCAGACGGAGAUCCUCCAAUACUUUCAGCACGUCGCGACAAAACACGACCUAUAUAAGGACAUUCAGUUCCAGACCGAACUCACUUCGGCUGUUUAUAACGGAGAAACUGGACGAUGGAAUGUUAGUCUGAGUACCGGAGAGACCAUCGAUGCUCGAUACCUCGUUACAGCAUUGGGAGUCCUCUCUGCCCCGAAUUAUCCUAAGAUACCAGGCUUGGAGACUUUCAAUGGCCGGAUAGUCCAUACUUCUCGUUGGCCAGCCGACUUAGAUCUCUCUCAAACGCGUGUGGGUGUCAUUGGCAACGGUUCGACCGGCGUUCAGGUCAUCACCGGUCUUGCAGGCCACACCAAGUCCCUGGUCUCCUUUCAGCGCCAUCCCCAAUAUAGUGUGCCAAGUGGAGAUGGACCAGUUUCCUCCGGAUAUCGGCAGUGGGUCAAUGACAACUACGACGCAAUCUUUUCCAGAGCCAAGCAGUCCUACGUAGGGAUGGAACUGUUUGAGUCGAACCGGCCAUAUGACUCAGUCCCGCCCGAAGAAGCGGAAAAAAUAUUCGAGCACUUGUGGCAGCGAGGCAAUGGCUUCAGUUUCUACUACGGUGGAUUUAACGAUAUUGGUUUCAAUAAGGUGGCUAACGAGCACGCGUGCAACUUCAUCCGGAGUAAGAUCGACUCGAUCGUGCAGGAUCCAGAAAAGGCGCGCAAGCUCAAACCGAACGAGCUGCAUGUACGUCGACCUAUCUGCGACAAUGGUUAUUACUAUGCAUUUAACAAGCCCGGCGUGGAAAUUGUGCAUAUUGGAGAGACGCCCAUUGUCGCAGUUCGAAAGAAUGGUAUUGAAACCACCGCCGGCUUCCACGAGCUCGAUGUCAUUGUCUUCGCGACAGGGUUCGACGCUGUUGAUGGAAACUACAACCGCAUUCGCAUCCGUGGCCGAGCAGGUAAGAGCUUGCAGGAAUAUUGGGAUGCCCGCGAACGGGGCCCAUCCGCUUACCUCGGAGCAUCUGUGCCUGAGUUCCCCAACCUUUUGAUGAUCGGCGGGCCGCUGGGUCCCUUUGCCAAUUAUCCUCCGGUGGUCGAGACUUAUACUGAGCUGAUCUCUGGUUUACUGGCGGAAGCAGAGAGGGCUCGCCGUUUACCGGGCUCCAGACCUGGAAGCGAAGGCACCAUCAUCGAAGCAACGAAGCAAGCCGAGGAUGAAUGGACUAUCGCUGCUGAGAACGUCAUCGACAGCAGUCUGUUCAAGGAGGCCAAUUCGUGGCUCUUCGGGAACAACGUAGAGGGCAAGAAGCGAGCCAUUCGUUUCCACUUUGGAGGCAUGGGCCACUUUUACAAUACUGUCCAUCGCGUCAUUAAUGAAGGUUUUGCAGGCUUUCAGCCUUUUUUGCAGAACAAAUCAACUACAGGGCACGGAGCCGAUGUCAAGGCAAUCAAGACGCACGUCGAGGAUGCCGAGGUCAACGGCAUUUCCAACACAAAGGUAGACAUCGUAGCCUAA
Exophiala spinifera is the source of this 1740-nucleotide messenger RNA. RefSeq lists its product as uncharacterized. NCBI's taxonomy places the organism in Eukaryota, Fungi, Ascomycota, Eurotiomycetes, Chaetothyriales, Herpotrichiellaceae. The record is from RefSeq and is a predicted model, not a curated record. The coding region runs from base 1 to 1740 and encodes 579 amino acids. Gene Ontology annotation, molecular function: N,N-dimethylaniline monooxygenase activity; flavin adenine dinucleotide binding; NADP binding. The transcript has a single exon.